CCCACUACACAACUUCGUUAAUAAAUUUUUAAUUUGAUCUAAGUUAUUUUGCAAUCGGCUGCGGAAUAGGUUGAAAGAGCUGUUCGGAACGGAAUUGCGACAAUUGAAAAUAAGUGCGUAAAUUAGCGGCUCCGAGUCGUUCGUUGUGUUUACAAUUCACCUUCAUUGUUUGAGUGGGCGAUACAGGAACACCAACUAUAAUUUCGACUACAAGUAAAAUUAAGGAGAUUCAGAAUUUUACGUAUUGUGCAAUAAUUUUCGUAAAUGUUUGGACGGUGUAAUUUUGCGGCAUUUAAUAAAUAUCGAAUUUUGUAUGAAUCUGUGUACAAGAAAACAUUUGGAACGCACACUUUUCUAGCUGCAGCAUCAGCCACCAGAACCAAAAGUGAUCAGCAGAGCCUAUUAAUUUUGCCUCAACUUAAAAGCUCCAAUCAAUCGCCAUUUCACACCACUACUGUGCAAUAUUUGCGCCAAAACAUGUCAUCCGAUGCGAAAUUCAAAUUGACUGAAGUCGAAGGUGAUCUCUUCAGCGCACCAAAAUCACACUCACUGGCGCAUUGCGUUGGCGCCGACUUUGCCAUGGGUGCCGGAAUUGCGGUAAAGUUCAAACAAAUCUACGCGCAAGUGGACAAGCUAUUGGGUCAGGGCGUAACGUCAGGCGGUGUAGCCGUGUUACAAGACGAAGAUCGGUACAUAUAUUAUCUGGUGACAAAGCCGCAAAGUUGGGGUAGUCCCACAUAUGAUAGCCUACGUUCGUCGUUGACUGCUAUGCGGGAGCAUAUGCGAGAAAACCACGUAAAACAAUUGGCUAUACCUCGCAUUGGCUGCGGCAUUGAUGGACUAGAAUGGGAUAAAGUUAGCAACGAAUUGGGUAACGUAUUUGGUGGUGAGGAGCUUGAAAUUGUUGUAUACAAUUUUGUGCCUAAGUAAGGCAAAUGCCAAAGUAAAUUCAGCGAUGUGCUUGCAAGCAGAGAUGAUUUGUUAAUUAACUUUAAGCAUUACUAGAAAAUGUGUACAUGUACAUGAAUAUGUAUGUGGGUGAAUCCAUAUUUUUUUGGAGCAAACAAAGGACUUAAUAAAUAUUUCAAAUAUAUAUGUACCUAUA
Molecule: messenger RNA, 1105 nt
Organism: Anastrepha ludens (Mexican fruit fly)
Lineage: Eukaryota; Metazoa; Arthropoda; Insecta; Diptera; Tephritidae
Product: ADP-ribose glycohydrolase OARD1-like
Exons: 3
Coding region: 265-930 (221 amino acids)
Biological process (GO): peptidyl-glutamate ADP-deribosylation
Source: RefSeq, a predicted model, not a curated record